AUGUCUCAAGAGCAGUUCAAAGAAAGACUUGUGCAUAUCGAACAAGAAAUGGAAACUCUGAAUAGCGUUAUUAGUGAAAACUUACGGACAACGCAAGAACCUGUUUCACAAACAACAACAGAAGAAACAACGAAGGGCAAACACAACUCUGCUGGUAGUACCAUGGAUCACAAACGUGAUAAGAUGGUCUACAGUGCAAAACCAGAUGGACUUAAAUGGAAAAAUUCGGAAAUAGAAGAGGGGGAGCUGCAGGAAUGUAAUAGGAAUCACAAUAUCUCGCAUGAAAAGGUAACGGAAGAGAUUGAAAAGCUGGAAAUGCAAUUGCGGGAACUGCUGCAAUCAGGCAAGAAGGGGACUGCUGAUAGUCAGAAUAAGGGUAAAGAAGUCUUGAAGCCAACAGCUGGGAGGCACCUUCGGGAAAAUGUAGUACAGGAAGACGAGAAUACUCAGCCGUUACCGGCUGUUGAUACCAGUUCGCCCGACAUCGCUCAGGACGUUUCAGGCACAGCAGCAGUUCUUGGGCCGAACAUUGAGAAAUACGAACAGGUAUUAGUCCCACCGUCCACAACACUGCAGCUUGCCCCUGCCAAUGUUGCAAGAGACUCAGUUAAAAAUGAUACUAAACUAGUAGUCAUUGCUGACCAAAAAAAGGCAACCAAGACGAAAGUGGACGCUUCUGACUCUCCUGAUGCCACUAAAUGUGCUCCUGCUGGUACAGAAACUACUCCUUCACAUAUGCAGCCAUUGAAAAUGGCAAAACAGCGGCAGAUCCACGAGGGCUCCACAACCGUUAUGAGAUCUACUAGCAUCAACGGUAAUGGGUCUUGGCGCUCCCCCAACCCCUUCCGUGUCGUAUCGAUCACCGGUGGGAGUAAGUCGUCCCACAGAAGCUCCACCAGCACGUCUGCUGCCGGCACCGUUACCGGCACCGCUGCCACGAACCUUCAUCUUCGUGCAACCUCCCAAUCCUCUAAUACUUCCCCGCCUGAUAACACGACGGCCAUCUCUUCCGCAGAGGACUACGCCAUCGGCAAACUACAACGCAAACACGACUAUUUAACCAUGAAAUGUGUCAAAUUAUCAAAAGAGCUAAAGUACUUAAACAACAUGAAGGACAAUGGCUCUCUGCCCGUUGAAGACACCAGAAAACUCUCAAAAGCACUGGAAAAAUUACAGGAAUACUUGGACAAGAAAACCAAAGAGAAGUACGAGAUUGGUGUCCUACUAUCCAGGAAAAUCCGCAAACAAAUCGACAACGGCUCUACAGGACAGUUCUGGCUGGGGGGUAAAUAA
Eremothecium cymbalariae DBVPG#7215 is the source of this 1293-nucleotide messenger RNA. It is a transcript of the gene BNI5, whose product is annotated as Bni5p. Lineage: Eukaryota; Fungi; Ascomycota; Saccharomycetes; Saccharomycetales; Saccharomycetaceae. The record is from RefSeq and is a predicted model, not a curated record. Bases 1 to 1293 code for a protein of 430 amino acids. The transcript has a single exon.